This is a messenger RNA of Strongylocentrotus purpuratus (purple sea urchin), 4755 nucleotides long. RefSeq lists its product as uncharacterized. The coding region runs from base 92 to 4393 and encodes 1433 amino acids. The record is from RefSeq and is a predicted model, not a curated record. The transcript is spliced from 8 exons. NCBI's taxonomy places the organism in Eukaryota, Metazoa, Echinodermata, Echinoidea, Camarodonta, Strongylocentrotidae.
AAGCUUGGCUACGCCGACAACAACGGCCACGCCGACCACAAAGGCUACGCCGACAACAACGACUGCGAGCUCUCCUGUUGGUGCAAGACCGAUGACUAAUCGUGAAAGAAUGAGGCUUGACCGGAUGGAGUAUCAACGUCUUGGGUCCCGAACAGCAUCGAUUAAUGGUAGGCGUGACAGUGGCCCCUUUUACAGAGUGUCUUCUACAAACAGAGAUGAUGAACUUCGGAUACCAAGGCGUUCGGACUUUGAGACUAGACAAAGGGAGAGCGGUCUUGAGGUGGCCAACAACAACGAAGAUCGUCCGGAUUACGCUUCUGUGGACAUCCCUGUGUGGUCCAGAGAUGGCGAAACUAUUUCCAGUAUGAAUUUACCCAAAAUAUCACAGCAUGAAGAACUUGGUUUUAGGUUAUUCCAAGAAGGAACGAACAGCCCAAACCCGACACGAACAUACUCCAAAGAUGAUCCGCAGAGUGAAACACCGGAUGACAACAUCAGAUCUGACUAUAGGGAAUCUUUUGCGGAAUACAGUGAAUUUGUGUCCGCAGACUAUGAUGAAAUUGAAGACAAAAUUUGGGAUUAUCACUUUAAUCCCGAUGAUGGUGCAGAUGCAAUUUAUGAUACCGGGGUUUCUGUGGAUACGUGGGGAGAAGCAAAAUCAACCAAGAGUAAACGAGAUCGGAGCAUUAUAGACGCAAUGAAUCGUCGUCUUGUAAAACAGAAGGACUCUAUGUCGGCAUCAGUUACUUCAGAGAGGAUUAUGCCUGAACUUGGUAUGCCUCAAACUGAACAAGCAUUUCGAGCUCUGCAGCAGGAUAUCAUCAACGAAGAGCGAAACGAACCAGAAAGCCAAGAAGACAUCACUCCGCGCUAUUCUGCAGAGUCCCCAGAUGUCCGUCCGAACGUACCACGGAUCAAUCAGGGUUUCCGGUCAUCUACUGAUAACGAACGGUAUGGUCGUUCAAAUUAUUUAAGAAGUGCUAUAGGUCACAAGGUUGCGCGGGCCAGAGCGUCGAGAUCGGCGAAAGAAGAAAGUGACUUUGAAACGUCAGCAUCGGAACCAAUAGAGUACAGUUACGACCCAUCAAGUGAUCUGCAGGAAGCUGAUGAAUUCACGGGGGAUGUAGACGGCAGGUCUUUAGACGCGGAAAAAUUUCGUAAGCUGCAGGAGGAAAUACUCGAGGAAGAGGAAGUAGGAAAGAGUCAACGAAACAGUGGAGGAAAUUCACGUGAUGGUCUGUCUGAUAAUCGUGACGACAUUAAAGGCAUUCGAAAUGGUCCGGUAGGGCACGAAGACCGACUCGGAGGCAGCACUCUUAGCAGAAAUGACUUACCACCAAAUGAUCAUCUAGAAUGGAGAUGGGGGCAAAAUGAUGAUAUAACUCUAGAUGAGUCUUAUCUAGAACACAUUGGCCAGGCUGAAAACAAUGAUGAUGUAACUCUUAUAGAUGAAUCUUAUCUAGAACACAUUGGCGAGGCUGAAAACAAUGGUGCAGCGACUGCAGAUAGGCCCUCUGCACCGGAGCCAGAACUGACUUCUAUUUAUGAUGAUGAGGCAGAAGGGAGAAGGGAACAGGCUUAUGAUCCGGUAUCAGGAAGAAAUAAUGAUUUAUUUGCUCUUGCAGCACCUCAAUCUCAAUCGGAAGAAUGGAGCGAGUGGUCACAUUGCUCCAGUUCAUGUGGACACGGCACCAAGACUAGACAUCGAGCAUGCACCGGACCUAACACCAACACCUGCCUCUACGGUGUCGAGUACGAUGAUGUUAAAUGCGCACUUCCGAAGUGCUCUGACGAGUGGGAUGGAGCCGCAGUAGAGGUGGGAGAGGAGACGCCCUUGUCACAAUGGAGAGAUUGGUCUGGAUGGAGCGUGUGUUCGGUCUCCUGCGGGAGCGGUCUCAGUCACCGGGAUCGCUCCUGCCUCCAGGAUCCAGACAAGGGGCCUGGUUGCGGCACUGCGCAGCGAGAGGAGACGCGGACCUGCCGGCUAGACGAAUGCAACAAUGUCGGAGGUGGUGGUUGGAAAUCGGAAGAAGACGCUGCGAGGCGGACCGACCACGGCCAACAUCAUCACCACACCAAACGAAUCAAAUGCCAUCUGGAUGAAAGUCGGGCUCAUCUUCCCAUGGAACUUUUUUGGACCAGCCCAUCAGGCGAGAAAAUCACACAUGCGAUGACACAUGAGAAAAACUCUAAGUACCACAUAGAGGGAACCACUUUGGUUGUGACCGAGGAUGAACCAACUGAAGGGAGCUACCACUGCAUUGUCACUUAUGGUGGAAGCAGAGGCACAAAUGACAAAGGGAAAACGGACCCGAUGGGUGCUUGUCUUUCCCACCCGUGCCAUCACAAGGGUGUGUGCCUGGACCAGCCCAGUGGACAAUACAACGUCUCGUACCGCUGCAUGUGCCCGGCUGGAUAUGAGGGCAUGACAUGCCACAUGGCUCCUUAUUUGAAGGGUGACUUCAUAGUCUUUUCUUUAAUGGGUUGGUUCAUCGUAUCAGCCACUGUGAUAAUAGUCGUCAUGUACUUGGGCUGCAGUAAAAAGAUGAAGAAGCAGAACAUGAAACGAAAGUUGCAACUCGAUGAUGCUCCAGCAGAACAGCUACUAGCGAGGAUUUUGCCUCAAAUUGAAACUAUGACCUAUCCCGAUAGCGAAACUGACGAAGAUACCAAGCCACUCUUGAGCUCCCGAACGCCUCAAUUUGGCAAGGAGCUAUCAGCGGAGAAAAGUAUAACAACACCAGAGUCAACAGAGAAGCUUGAAGAAUCGGGAAUAGUGAGGUUUAAAUCCUUCGUCAAUAAGGUGACAGAAACGACUAGAAAAAAAGCUGAGGGAUUCACCUUCCCGACACUUAAGCAGAUGAAGGAGAAUAUAACAACACCCGAGUCAACAGAGGAGCUUGAACAAUCGGGAAAGGUGAGGUUUAAAUCCUUUGUCAAUAAGAUGGCAGAAACGACUAGAAACAAGGAUCAGGGAUUCACUUUCCCGACAUCUAAGCAGAUGAUGUCGUUGGCUGACGAAAUCAAAGCGCAGAGAAAUAUGAAUAAUUCAAAUACCCUGAAUUCAAGCACUAGCGAAGGACAACAUUCUGACUCAAACCCCACGCUUAGCAGUUCUUGUGAAAGUCUUUAUGAACGGGACCACGCGGAAGGGAAUGGUCGCUUGGUGAACUAUAACAUGAAUAAUGGUCACUACAGUUCUUGUGAAAGUCUUCCAGGAAAGAACAACGCUGAAGGAUGUAGUCGGCUGGUGAACAACAACAUGAAUAACUGCUCCUUGGACUACAGCAAUGUUUCAUCAUGCGCUCCGUGCAGUGACCUCAAUUCGUCAUCGAUCGUCGGGAACGACGAUGACUCCCUCAUGGAGAUGUCGACCGACGAUUUCCGUGAUUUUCAAGUCGCCAAUGCUUUUUCGGUGUUCAAAGGGUCGCCAUCGACGCGGGAAAAACAAGCAGUGAUCAACUCGUCGUUGGUGUAUGGAAAUUCAAACUCGACCCUUGUGUGUAAUUCAAAGUCGUUGCUGGACGAGAUGCCACGUGCCUCUGAAAAACAUCCCAUGUUCCACUUUGACCCCACAGCUACAAAUUUGACGGGCCCAUCUGACUGCAGUCCUGAGCGACAGAACUACGGUAAUAUCGGUUGUGGAUUAGUUACAGCUACAAGUCCGCGGCGAUGCGAACGAUGGCCAAUGCGUACGCCCCCAUCGAGAGGAAAUGGAGUUCGAGUACGACUUCCACCAUCGCCGUCGCUCUCGGUCAGCCCGUCUCGGCUGUCGCUGCCUCCAAUGGGGCAGAGAGGAUCAAGGAUGUUUGGGUCAACCGAUGAGCAUGCCAUCCUGGAACAGUAUCGUAAGCGUAGGAUGCCUCACCUUAAGCAUGUCGGGUCCCCUGUGUCUUUUGAAACGAGUCCGCAAGAAUCGCUGGAUGCUGCUAGGGACAGAACUACAUCUGGAACAUCGUUGCCAUGCUUCCAUCGUGGCCGCUCACAUGGUACUGACUCUAUUGCGGCAUGUUUCAGAGAUAGAUCGAGAACAAGCCCUAGAUCGAAGAAGCAUCAGGAGUAUCACGUUGCCACUGGGAAGUACAGUCCUACCGAUCUGACAUCGAUAGAUACUCUGACAGACGAGACACGUAGCAGACGAAGACUGCCUACAAACAGGAGUUUGUUUAGAGAACGGGCGUCUGACAGUUCGGUACUGCUCCGUGAUUCAACGAUGCAUGCCAGUCGAGAUAUGCACCAACCGUUCUUAUUGGACGAAAGUUGUACAACGUCAUCAGACUAUGUGAGCGUAGCCAAUCAGUGUUCAGCAAGCACGAAUGCUAUGACGUUUGGUUUCCCCGAAUACACUAAUACAAUGACUCGCAUGUCUUCGUCUCCAAAUAGUAACAGAUGAAGGUUUUGGACAUAAUGGCUUAUGAACUAUUAUGAACUUAUGAGCUUAUGAACUAUUUACACUAUUGUGUGCAUACGCCCCUCAUGUUUUACUAUCCGGGAUUCUGCCACGUAAAAGCUGCGUUUAAAGCCCCUCUAAAGACAGUGUUGGGAGCCCCAAAUUCGCCAAAAAGUUUGCCAUCGUUUUUUUUUAGGCUCCCAAGUCCCAACACUUUAAAAGAGUUUUAAGCACAUCUCUAAAACUUUAAAUUGAAGUCCAAAAUGAGCAAAUGAUAUGACUUGAAGUCAAUUCGCAUUUGAAAUGUUGUUGUUCUCUUCCUCCUCCUCCUUCUUCUCCUCCUCCUCCUCCUCCUCCUCCUCCUC